CAGGCCCCCCUUUUUGUUUAUCUAUACCACUCCCUCCAUUUAAUCUGUAUUCAUUAUUUUUCUUUUCCGUUGUUUAGAUUCCACUGCAUUAUCAACAUGGUCAAUAUCACAGACGAAAUAUUCGCGUCUCGCCUUACAAUCCUUCGGGAUUUGUUCGCGGACAGCAUAUCCGCGCCAACAGCCGCAAACAAGCUCGCCGAGGCCACGUUAUCUGACGAUACAACGCUCGAGGGUAGUCUCGGCCGUCUCUGGAACCUAGUACUCACCCUCGCAUGCGAAAAUCCCGAACACCAAGACAAACUUGUUGAUGUUCUCGUCGACCUCUCCGAGCUCCCCAGCCCCGACGCAGAACAGGGGUCAGGGCCCUUGACCAUACACGAGAUGGAAGUAUGGAAAGACCUGCCCAUGCUGGGCUGGAGCCUCCGCGACUACUAUAAUAUCUCUGUCAAUCCCAAUAAAAGCGCCGAGGAGCAACAAAAGGCUAUCUCGCAGAUCAUCAACAUCAGCAAAUUCGCUGCGCUCCUUACGGCAACCGAUGAGGAUAUCUUCGCGUCCAACUCGUGGUUUGCUCUAAUUACCCUCCGCGCGGCGCUUGAGUCACCUACGGAACGGAGGCCUGGGGCAGAGCCGCUGGAAGCGUGGAUUCCUGCCGCGGCUGCGUGGAUCGAGACUCUAGGUGUGGAGAUCUAUAACUGGGAUGAAGAGUUCGAGUCUGGGCCCAAAAUCGGUGCAAGAGGAAAGGGAGGGCCACUUUGGGAUGGAAAGCAUGGCUUCUGUAAGGGAAGAUGGAAGCUUUGGCGGGAGAGAUUUGGAGAAAUCGCUAGAACAGAAGGUGAACUCGGAGAAGAUGUCAAAAAGACCGCAGAAGAUGCGGAAACAAUGAUGAAGGAGAUUGAAGCCGGGGAUGUAGAGUAACCAGCAGAUUAUAGAAGCCUAUCCGACAAUACUAGUAGAUCGAUAUAAAUACCCUCAAGCAUGACAUAGCAAUAGCAAUUAUUUAGGAAGGAACCUAGCUUCAUCCGCACAAGAACUGUCCAUCAUCGUAUGCAG
Aspergillus versicolor CBS 583.65 is the source of this 1050-nucleotide messenger RNA. RefSeq names its product DUF3632 domain-containing protein. The transcript has a single exon. The coding region runs from base 97 to 915 and encodes 272 amino acids. NCBI's taxonomy places the organism in Eukaryota, Fungi, Ascomycota, Eurotiomycetes, Eurotiales, Aspergillaceae. The record is from RefSeq and is a predicted model, not a curated record.